This is a messenger RNA of Thunnus maccoyii (southern bluefin tuna), 3114 nucleotides long. RefSeq names its product potassium voltage-gated channel, subfamily G, member 3 (gene kcng3). Gene Ontology annotation, molecular function: delayed rectifier potassium channel activity; protein binding. The record is from RefSeq and is a predicted model, not a curated record. The coding region runs from base 281 to 1549 and encodes 422 amino acids. Gene Ontology annotation, biological process: potassium ion transmembrane transport; protein homooligomerization. The transcript is spliced from 2 exons. NCBI's taxonomy places the organism in Eukaryota, Metazoa, Chordata, Actinopteri, Scombriformes, Scombridae. Gene Ontology annotation, cellular component: voltage-gated potassium channel complex; membrane.
CACGCGCGCGCAUGUGACAUCACUACUGGGAUUGGCUCGCCCUCACUGGGGUGGAGAGUCUCCUCCACAGGCUACAGUGGGAGACGAAGAGGAGAGUGAGGGACAGGAGGAAUAGUUUCCAUCAGCCACGGAGCUCAGCGCAGGGGCCACCUCCACUCAGAGCGAACCACGCCCGGGGACAGGGGGAGACUGAGGGCCCCCCUCCACCCCAACUGUCCAAACUCCUGGAGGGAGGGAUGGACUGUGAAGAGGAGUUUUAGUGAGGUUACAGGUUGACAAGAUGAAGUUCGGGAAGAGCAUCUGUGUGCUCAAUGUAGGGGGAACCCGGUACGCCUUCACCCGUGAGGUGAUCAGGGAUUUCCCUCUCCGGCGCGUCAGUCGCCUGCAUGCCUGCGCAACCGAGAAAGAGGUUCUUGAACUAUGCGAUGACUACGACCGGGAUCGGAAUGAGUUUUUCUUCGACCGCCAUGCGCAGGCUUUCUUGUUCAUUAUGCUAUAUGUGCGCUCCGGCAAACUCCGCUUUGUCCCUGGAGUGUGUGAACUGUCCUUCUACACAGAGAUGCUCUAUUGGGGGCUGGAGAGCGCGCACUUGGACUCCUGCUGCCAGAAACGCCUGGACGACAGGAUGUCCGAGAUCGGACUGGACAGUCUGUCUGAGGAGGACAUCCGAGUAUCGUCGGAUGAGUCCCAGAAUCCGAGCGAGCCGGUACAACGGACUGAGCUCACCGGUCGCGCUAGAUGGCUCGAGCUGAUACGCAAAACAUUCGAGGAGCCAGACUCUUCGCUUGCGGCGCAGGUUUUGGCUUCAGUGUCCGUGAUCUUUGUGAUCGUCUCUAUGAUCAUGCUGUGUGCCAGCACUCUGCCGGACUGGGAUACAGCCAAGAGAAAUACUGUGGAGGAGCACAGGAUAGUGGAGGCCGUUUGCAUUGGCUGGUUUACAGCAGAGUGCACAGUGCGCUUUCUGGUGGCCAGAGACAAGUGGGACUUCCUCCGCCGGCCGCUGAACAUCAUUGAUGUGAUUGCCAUCACACCCUACUAUGUCACCAUGGUGAUGGCCGGGGCAGGGAUGCCGGGUGCCGGGCUCGGGGUUGCUGGGGUAAUACUUCGGGUGCUGAGGAUGAUGCGAGUCUUCUGGCUCAUGAAGCUGGCCAGACACUUCCUGGGGCUGCAGACACUGGGGCUGACGCUCAGGCGCUGCUACCGGGAGAUGGUCAUGCUGAUGGUGUUUGUCUUCGUCGCCAUGGCGAUAUACAGCGCUCUGGCCCAGCUGCUGGAGCACGGCUUGGAUUUGGGCACGCAGAACCCGGAUUACGCCAGCAUCCCUGCCGCCGCCUGGUGGGUCAUCAUCUCCAUGACGACAGUUGGGUACGGGGAUGUGUACCCUGUGACAGUUGGGGGACGGGUGCUUGGGGGCAUGUGUGUAGUGAGUGGCAUUGUUCUACUUGCGCUGCCCAUUACAUUCAUCUACCACAGUUUUGUACAGUGCUACCAUGAACUCAAACUCCGCUCUGCCAGAUACGCUCGCAGCCUGUCAACAGAGAUACUGUAAUGACCAUUUAUACCAAACACCUAUGGCCCCCGGCUACAUCAGAAAGGAACUCUACAAACCAGAAGAGCUGCUGAUGCCCCUUGUGAAAUGAUGCUCAACUCUGCUCUGCCCUGUUUCCUGCCUGAGCUGCAUCUGUUGGCCCGUGUAAUUCCUGCCUGUUGUGUUGAUGAUCUCCAAUCAUCAUCUUCAAUCAGCAUGCUGCGCGCGCGUCUCCUUAACAACACCAUUUGGACAGAAGAAUAGGAAUACGCAAAUAAUUAUUUAUUAAACACACACAGGAGCAGUCAAUCCAGAUUCGACAGUGGCUGCUGUUUACACUGUAUUUCCAUGGUUACAACAUUGGCAGAGACGGCUGCUUUUUUGUAUGUUGCAUCAAGUGCUGUGUGUGUGUGUGUGUGUCUUUGUCUGGCCAUCACUUUGUCUAAGCUUCUCACCCAGAUGGUACCAGUUACACAAGAUUGAUAUGUGACCUAGAUACAUUCUGUUAAACCUAUGAAAUAUAAAGAAGGAGUGAACAAGUGAGUGCAAAGUGGAGAUGGAGAAGGGGUACACAGAGGGCUUAUUGUGUAGGAGUGGCAUAAACCUGAUAAUGAAAUAUGGAUACAGGUCAACAAGGUGUACAAGGUGUCAGACAAAUAAAGGGUUGACGGAUAUGACAGGGCAGAUGGAGUGUGAAACGGGAGGAUAAAAGACGACGGGACGAAAUGACAGACGACAGAAUAUGAACAAGCUGGAGCACAAAGACUGAAUAGAUGGAGUGUGUGUUCUCCAUUUGUGAGAGAAUGCAAGGCAUCUUGUAUUUCUGCGUCUCCAAGGCAACCUCAUCCUCCAACAUGUCAAUCAUAACGUGCACACACAAAUAGGCCACAUACACGCACAUGUCCAUGCUGGCACGCAGCAUUUUUUGUGAUUACUGGGAAUAUGACAUCACAGGAUUAGUUUAAAAUUGCCACAAAAAAAAAAAAAGAAAACCAAGAGAGGAAACAGAAAUGAACAGUAGAGGCUGUCACAGAUGAUGGUUCUGACAUUCGGUGAAUGAGAUGUUUCCACUGUCCACGGUUUGCCAAGAGACACAUGAUCCAAACAAACAAGUCAACACCUCUCCCACACAACAGUCUUUCUCUGCAUCUUCUCUCAUCUUCCUCCUGUUGCCAUCAACCAUCCUCUUUUUACACACCAUGCUCACACACACACACACACACACAUAUCAAGCUCUUUCCCUUCUGUUGCAAAGGAAAUUAAACAAUGAAUGAGUAUGUUCAUUAUCAGUCUGUCCUCAACUUUAAAGUCAAAAUUUGGUAUUUCAUCAUGAAUUUUGCGGUGUGUAUUAUAAACAGUACAUGUCUCAAUAUCCUCGUCUUUGUAGUACCAACAUGCUUUUUAAAUAGUUUAACUGCCUCAAAAAAUUAAGGAUAAUCAGUAUUUUAUUACCUACUGGUGAAAACACAUAAUUUUGAACUCAUGUAUAGCUUAUAGCCAAGUGAAUUUAGUCCAGGCCUGAUUGAAAUCAUCAAUCAAAACUUUUUCAUCAGUAGUCUAUGGACUUGUAAUUAAUGUGACCGAUG